AUGCCCGCCGUGCUGAGAGCGAUUCUCUUGGAAACACAGAGGAGAUGCGGGCCUCAUCUUUUGGAACUUCUAGACAAAAAGAUUUUGGUUACCUACCAAAUCUGCAACAUCAUUGGAGAUGAAAGCGCUUUGCACUCUAUGCUGGCCUGCAAAGGCGCCAGCGGUCGCAAACCAUGCUAUAGGUGUCCAACCAUUCUAUCCAAGCAAUGCAGCAAGCAGCUGGGUGAAGAAAUGAUGCCUGAUGGAUUCUUUUCCAUCGCGCAUCCAUCUCUAGCUGGCUUACACCAAAGCACAGAUGAAGAUAUCUGGGAACUACUUUCUUACUUGGAAGAACAACAACCCAAUGUGAGUAAGCAACGGUUCGCGGAACUGCAGAGAAGCAUUGGAUGGACUCUAGCGCCUGGCAACUUGCAGUUGGAACCGAACCUGCGGACAUCGCUGCCGCCGAGCUGCUUCUUGUUUGACCCUUUGCAUUGUUAUUUCUCGCAAGGAAUCUUGGGAACCGAAAUGACAUUGCUCGUAGGAAGAUUGAAGCACAACAAUUAUCCAUUGUCAAGUCUGGCAGCUGCAGUCUCCGACUGCUCCAAGUCGUUUACAUCGCUGCAUCCACCCAAUGUAACAGCAUUGUCCGAUCGAUUCUUUUCAGAAGAGACAUGGAAAGCGAACGCAAGCACGCAAUUGGGCUUAUGGCCUUUGAUCCAUUGGACCCUGCAAACCCGAUUGCCUGGCCACAUCAAAGAAGCCUUGAGCGCCGAGCUUUCUAGCUUCCACGCACUUUGCGAAGAAUUGAAGCAUAUAAAUAUAUGCAAGCAUGCUGGCACAAGCCGUGGAUUAGCGACUCUGCAAUCCAUACAAGAGAAGCACAUGCUGGCCUUCGUUGCGGCCUACACCGAAGAAUGUUGCAAGCCAAAGCAUCAUUUUCGUCUCCAUGUGAUCGAGGAUUACUGGAAACGACAUCAACUCUUUGAUUGCGUGGCGUUGGAAAGAAAGCAUCGCUUAGCCAAGGCUGAGAUCGAAGCCAGAGGCAACAACCUCUCAGCAGUUGAUCGAUGCAUCACUGCGAGGCUCAAUCUCAUUCAACUAGACGAGAUGAAAUCGUAUCGCUUUGGCUUCCAGGUGGUAUCUCCAGAUAUCUUGCAGCACGGUUGCUUUCCAGUCCGAGUUCUGACCCCGCUUUGCUUCGUCGAAGCAAGCAUGCUACUCGUUCCAGUCAAAUGGGUGCAGACCCAGAAGGGACCAUGCGACCCAUGUCUGCCCUGGUGGCGAGACAUCUGUGCUUUGGCAAACGCCAGCCGUGCCUUGUUCAACGCCACGAGAAUAUCUCUGGCAUAUCGUGCUUGGCGAGGCUAUGUCCUCAACAAAGAGCGCAGACGGCAGGAAAAUGAAGCUGCUAGAGCGCGAGACCCCAGGCCAUUCCUGGGUCUCCGUGAACAAGGCUUGGAAGACAGUUCGGAUCCGGAACCGUAA
Cladocopium goreaui is the source of this 1467-nucleotide messenger RNA. Lineage: Eukaryota; Dinophyceae; Suessiales; Symbiodiniaceae. The record is from the annotation of a GenBank genome assembly.